Molecule: messenger RNA, 2553 nt
Organism: Pogoniulus pusillus (Red-fronted tinkerbird)
Lineage: Eukaryota; Metazoa; Chordata; Aves; Piciformes; Lybiidae
Product: probable hydrolase PNKD
Exons: 9
Coding region: 93-1049 (318 amino acids)
Cellular component (GO): mitochondrion
Molecular function (GO): hydroxyacylglutathione hydrolase activity
Source: RefSeq, a predicted model, not a curated record
UGGCGGUGGCCGGCGUCCGCGGGCUGGGGGCCGCCUGCCUGCGCCGCUGCCUGCCCUUCUGCCGCUUCGCUCGCCAAGCCGCCGCUGCGCUCAUGGCUCUCGCCGGUCCGCUGCUGUUCCGCGUCGGGUACAGCCUGUAUGCCCACACACGGCUGGGCUACCUCUUCUACCGGCGGCAGGUGAAGAAGGCCCGGGAGCGGUACCCGCAGGGCCAUUCUGCAUCCCAGCCCCACCACUUCCCCGGGGUGAAAAUCGUGCCCAUUCCUGUGCUAUCCAGCAACUACAGCUACCUGAUCAUUGACACUGCCUCUGGACGGGCUGCCGUCAUCGACCCCUCUGACCCACUGGCUGUGCAGGCUGCUAUUGAAGAAGAGGAGGUGAUACUGGAGGCUAUAUUCUGCACCCACAAACACUGGGACCACAGUGGGGGGAAUGCUGUGCUCUGCCAGCAGCACAACUCCUGCAAGGUGUAUGGCAGCACCCUUGAUGCCAUCCCAGAGCUCACCAGCCCGCUCGUGGACGGGGAGAAGGUGAGCGUGGGCUGCCUGACCUUUGAGGCUCUCGCCACUCCUGGCCACACUGUGGGCCAUAUGGUGUAUGUGCUGGACGGGGUGCCCUUUGGUGGCCCCCACUGCCUCUUCUCUGGGGACCUCCUCUUCCUUGCUGGCUGUGGCAGGCUGUUUGAAGGCUCCCCUGAGACUAUGCUCGCUUCCCUGGACGUGGCUGUGGGCUUGGGCGACGAUACGUUACUGUGGCCAGGCCAUGAAUAUGCACUGGAGUGCCUGACCUUUGCCAGCCUCCUGGAGCUGGACAACCCUGCACUGGAGCAGAAGCUGCAGUGGGUGACACAGCAGCGCCAGGAGAAGAGGAGUACGUGCCCCUCCACGCUGGGAGAGGAGCAGACCUACAACCCCUUUCUGCGGACUCACCGUCCAGAACUGCAGGCAGCGCUGGGACUGCACCAGGGUCCAGGGGAGCAGCACAAUGCCUUCCGUGCCCGUGUCCUCAAGGAGGUGCGGAGGCGCAAGGAUCUCUACAAAGCCACCUAGGACCCCACUCUCCAACCCUGUCCUCGCCGCGGGGAUGGAUGCUGCUCAGGUGUGGGAGGGCCAAGGCUGCGGUCUGUUUACCUGUGAAUCUGCCUCCUGGGUUGUGGGGUUGAAGAGGGGAGAGUAGACACACUGUUUGCCUUUGUUACCCCAGACUUGGGGAGUCACCAGCUUGAAACGUCAAAGCACCUCGAUCCUCUUUUGGGGGGUCCAUAUGCCCCACCCCACUGCUGGGUCUGUAAAGAUGGCACCAAGGUCUUGUCCUAACACCCCCACUCAUUCUUCUAGGAGCCCCAAAUUUCCACCCCACAAGCACUCAGGGAGUCCCCCUUUCUCCUGGCAGCCCCCACUACUGUGCAUUACCUUUGCUGGGGGCAGGGCUGGGAUGGAGCCAGCAAGGAAGGGGGCAGUAAAGGAAGGGGCUCCUCUCCGGCAGCCGAUGCUCGGUGCCACACUGCCAAGCGCCCGCCCCGCUGCGUUCCUGAGCACGCACACACCCACAUGCACACACCCACACGCACACACCCACAUGCACACACACACGCACACACACAUGCACACGCACACACCCACAUGCACACACACACGCACACACACAUGCACACGCACACACCCACAUGCACACACCCACACGCACACACCCACAUGCACACACCCACACGCACACGCACACACCCACAUGCACACGCACACGCACACACCCACAUGCACACACCCACAUGCACACACCCACAUGCACACGCACACACCCACAUGCACACACACACACACACACACGCACACGCACACACCCACAUGCACACACCCACACGCACACGCACACACCCACAUGCACACACACACGCACACGCACACACCCACAUGCACACACGCACGCACACGCACACACCCACAUGCACACACCCACGCACACGCACACACCCACAUGCACACACCCACAUGCACACGCACACACCCACAUGCACACGCACACACCCACAUGCACACCCACACACACACACACGCACACGCACACACCCACAUGCACACACCCACAUGCACACGCACACACACACAUGCACACACACGCACACACACAUGCACACGCACACACCCACAUGCACACACGCACACACACGCACAUGCACACGCACACACAUGCACGCACAUGCACACACCCACAUGCACACGCACACACCCACAUGCACACACGCACACACACGCACAUGCACACGCACACACAUGCACGCACAUGCACACACCCACACAUGCGCACACGCACACACCCACAUGCACACACGCACACAUGCACACAUGCACAUGCACACAUGCACAUGCACACAUGCACACGCACAUGCACACUCACACACAUGCACACACGCACACACACACACGCACAUGCACACACACGCACACGCACACACGCUGGGAUGGGACCAUGGGGCUUGCUGGUGGGGUGGGCGUGGGGUGCAGCUGUACUGUGAACUGGAGCCCCUCUCAAAUAAAAGGCUGGAUGGAACUUGUA